This is a messenger RNA of Oryza brachyantha (malo sina), 1358 nucleotides long. Its product is annotated as acyl-protein thioesterase 2. The transcript has 10 exons. Gene Ontology annotation, molecular function: hydrolase activity. Bases 216 to 986 code for a protein of 256 amino acids. Lineage: Eukaryota; Viridiplantae; Streptophyta; Magnoliopsida; Poales; Poaceae. The record is from RefSeq and is a predicted model, not a curated record.
UGGGACCACACCACCAGCAAACAACCUCCCAUAUCGCCCCCAGCCUCGCGGAGCGGAAGGAUCGCGACGACGACGACCUCCUCGCCGGCUCGCCGCCGCCGUCACCGACCCGACCUCCGAGUCCCAUCGUCGCCGCCGGCGAGGCGAGCGUCGUGGGGGUGAGCAGAGCGUGGCCGCGAGGGGUGGCGGCGGCCGCGGCGGCGAUUGUUCGCGGGAUGAGCUUCGGCGGCAGCAGCUCCGUCGCGUCCGGUGGUGGGAAGAGGCUCGAGUACGGGCGGACGCAUGUCGUGAGGCCCAAGGGCGCGCACAAGGCCACCAUCGUCUGGCUCCACGGCCUCGGGGACAACGGAGCCAGCUGGUCUCAACUAUUGGAAACCCUUCCCCUUCCCAAUAUAAAAUGGAUUUGCCCCACCGCGCCUACAAGGCCGGUGGCAGUGUUUGGUGGGUUCCCAUCAACUGCAUGGUUUGAUGUUGCUGAUCUUUCAGAAGACGCUCCUGAUGAUGUAGAGGGAUUGGAUGCCUCGGCUGCACAUGUUGCAAACCUAUUAUCGACUGAGCCAGCUGACAUCAAACUUGGGGUUGGUGGUUUUAGCAUGGGAGCUGCCACUGCCCUUUACUCUGCAACCUGCUAUGCGCAUGGAAAAUAUGGAAAUGGUAAUCCAUAUCCUGUGAACUUAAGUGUGUCUGUUGGUCUUAGUGGCUGGCUUCCCUGUGCCAGGUCCUUGAAAAACAAGAUUGAAAGCUCACAGGAGGCUGCACAAAAGGCUUCAUCUGUACCUCUUCUGCUUUGUCAUGGAAAAGCUGAUGAUGUAGUUCUCUACAAGCAUGGGGAGAAAUCUGCUGAGGCACUGAAGUCAACUGGAUUUUCAAAUGUGGUGUUCAAGUCAUACAACAGACUUGGACACUACACUGUGCCAGAGGAGAUGGACGAAGUCUGCAAAUGGCUCACCGCAAACUUGGCGAUCAGCAGCUCGUCGUCGACUUGAUUGGAGAAUUGGCUAUGUCCAAAUAAUACCUGUGGUUGUUCCAAAGAUUGAGAGAGAGGUAAAUGGUUGGAUAGCGAACUGGGGCUUGGGUAUACGGCCAUGGGGUAAGCUUGGCGUGUCAUCAUGCGGACAUGCCUCACGGCAUCUUGCAACUCUUAAAAUUUCCACAGUUUGGGUCUUCGUUUGUUUCCCUUCCCUCUAUAAAGUAGGGGACGGCGUCGUGAUGUAUUAUUUUGUUUUUGGUAGCACGGAUGUUUUUGCUUGGCACGCCGUGUUUCGGUCCGGUUGUUCAGUUCUAUGUCGCCUUAUGAGAUAAUUCAUUGGGAGUGCUUUGGGUUCACCUGCCUGGCAAUGCUGAUACUUUUUCACCAA